Molecule: messenger RNA, 2104 nt
Organism: Striga asiatica
Lineage: Eukaryota; Viridiplantae; Streptophyta; Magnoliopsida; Lamiales; Orobanchaceae
Source: the annotation of a GenBank genome assembly
AUGGCUGUCAACCUUAGGAACAAGACAGCCAUAGCCGGGGUUUGCUCCCUCCUCUUGGUGGCCAUGGUUGUAGCCGUCAUCUUCGGCGGCCAGACCAAAAACGAGCCCGAUGACCCCUCAACCAUUUCCUCCUCCCAAAAGGCCAUCGCCAACCUCUGCCACAACACCGACUACCGCGAAACUUGCGUCGACACCCUCACCUCCUCCUCCGGCGGCAACAACGCCACCAGCGACCCCAACGAGCUGAUCGAGCGCGCCUUCCGCGCCACAAUCAACGACAUCCGCCAGGCCGCCCAAAACUCCUCCCUCUUCCUCGACCUCACCCAAGACCCGCGCGGAAAAUCCGCCCUCGACAGUUGCCAGGAGCUCGCGGGCCGCGCGGCCGCCGACCUCGAGCGGUCCCUCGACAAGUUCGCCGCCGGCCUCGACUUCGCGACGCUGGACGACGUCCUCUCGGACCUCAAGAUCUGGCUGAGCGGGGCCAUAACGUACCAGGAGACGUGCCUUGACGGGUUCGAGGGCAUCGAGGGGGACGCUGGCGAACGCAUGCGCAGUCUGCUGACGAGAGGGAUGCAGAUGACGAGCAAUGGGCUGGCGAUGGUGAACGAGAUCUCGUCCGUGUUCCAGUCCAUUGGCGCGCCCACGUUGAGCAGCAACCGGCGGCUGCUGAUGCAGCUGUCGGAUGCAGAGAUUAUUCCCGAUUGGGUCGACGCUGGCCGGCGCAGGCUGCUGAUGAACAACGCGUCCGCCAAGAUAGAGGCAGAUAUCGUGGUUGCCAAGGACGGGACGGUUCAAGGCGACUAUUUCACGGCCAAGGACAUCGCGUUCGAGAACUACGCUGGCGCCGAGAAGCACCAAGCAGUAGCCCUGCGCGUGAGCGCAGACCUCGUCCUCUUCCACAACUGCCGUAUGGACGGAUACCAAGACACCCUCUACGCCCACACGUACCGCCAGUUCUACCGCAAUUGCACCAUCACAGGCACCAUCGACUUUGUGUUCGGCGACAGCGCAGCCAUCUUCCAAGACUGCACCUUCGUCGUCCGCAAGCCUCUUCCCAACCAGAGCUGCAUCGUCACCGCCCAGGGCCGCAAGGACAUCCGCCAGCCAACGGGGCUCGUCCUCCAAAACUGCUCCUUCAUAGCCGACCCUGACUACUUCCCCCUCCGCCACACCAACAAGGCGUACCUCGGGCGCCCGUGGAAGGAGUUCUCACGCACCAUCAUCCUCGAGUCCUUCCUCGACGACCUCAUCCAGCCUCAGGGAUGGCUCCCUUGGAACGAGACCUUUGCACUCGACACACUUUUCUACACUGAGUUCAAUAACCGUGGGCCAGCGGCAUCAAAGGCGGGACGGGUUACGUGGGCUGGGGUCAAGGAGCUGCCGGCGAGCAGGAUCCGGCGCUUCACGGCAGACGAGUUCAUCGACGGAAAGCGGUGGGUGCCGGUGCAGGGGAUUCCGUACGCUGGGGGAUUUAUGCUCCCAAUACCGGCCAAGGAUGAGAAUGCUGGGGCCUACUCGCCCGUGGUGCCUGAGGAAGACAAGGACAUAGGCGGAUCCAAGGACAAGUCGGAGUACAUUGGGAAGAAUAAACCGAGUGCCUCGAAGGUGCCCACGACGAGCAUUGCGGCAGCACCAGAGUCGUCCUAUGUGGCGGUUGCUUCGCCUUCGCCUUUGCCUUCACCGUAUAAUAACAAUAAUAACAAUGAGGAUACAACUGUUGCUGCAGCUUCAAGUCCAGCUUCUAGCCCUGCCUUGCAAUCGGGGAAGACUGACUCAGGCAGUUUCUUUGGUCUGUGGUGAAAGGGAGAAAAUAAGAAGAAAAAAUAUUAUCCACCACAAAGGGAUUAUUGAAAUUUGUGUGGGUUUCGAGUUUUUCUAAUAACAAAAGGGUCGGGGAGCAUCUAGUAUGUUACUGCUAAAAUGAAGUUUUGCAGUUAGUGUGUAUUUUUAUUUUUAUUUUCUUCAAGGAAAUAUAAAUAUGAUAUUAUUAUUAUUUUUUUUUACAUUCUUUUGUUAACGACCAUGAUUCUAGCAAGAUCAGUCGAUUGUUACGUUUAGUGUCUAUAAUAAAAUGUUGUUUCUAGUUUAGAUUCGUACUAGUUCG